GACGGAUUCGCCGACACAAAUAUUUUCAGGUCCUGAUUGUUCAAUGGAAGAGGCAAGAUCGUCAAAGAUGGAGCCUCCUUACAAGCUGCAUAAUAUGUAUGGUAGCCAUAACAACUGCAUUAACACCAGCAGUAUUACUACCAGUAGCAACUGCCCCGACGUCAUGCCUCAGCCAAUCAACACAGUAGUAAAGAGUUUCCCAGCUAGUGCUGCUUCCAACGUCAAUGAACGGAAAUAUCAUUGUAAAAUAUGUCCGCAAGUUUUUGGUUCCAGGGCAGACUUACAGUUACAUGCUCAGGGCCACAUGCGAGAAACCAAACCUUACAAGUGUUCCCGAUGCUCCAAAGCGUUUGCCAACUCUUCCUAUUUGUCACAACACACUCGUAUUCAUCUGGGUAUAAAGCCGUACCGUUGUGAACUCUGCCAACGGAGAUUCACCCAGCUUUCUCACCUGCAGCAACACAUCCGGACCCACACUGGAGAUAAGCCCUAUAAAUGCCGUCAUCCGGACUGCAAUAAAGCUUUUAGCCAGCUUUCCAAUCUCCAGUCUCAUUCCCGCGGUCACCAAAAAGAUAAGCCCUAUAAAUGUAACAGUUGCUACAAAUGUUUUGCCGACGAGAAUAGCCUUUUAGAGCACAUUCCCAAGCACAAAGAAUCCAAACAUCUUAAAAUUCAUAUUUGCAUGCACUGCGGAAAAUCCUACACCCAAGAGAGCCACUUAUCUAAACACGUGCAGAAACAUGACAAGUGUUUGGAGAAAAGAUCACACCUGCCAUUUAGAGAAAGUCCGCAAUCGGUACCAUUCACUCUCUCAAGCCGGAUUCCCAUGGACAAUUUUUCUUCUAACAGUAUUUAUUCUGCAUCAAACCAUGACACUUCCUGUGCAGUUACUAAUCAUUUUCCACUCCCACACAUAUCUGAGACAUGUCUUCAGUCCAUUCUUAAUAACCACCCUCGGCUCCACACAACUUCAUUGGGUCUGGAACAUCGUCCACCGAUGGUUACAGAAACAACAGCGACUACUCAAUGCAAUUCUCGGAACCAUUCUAGUCUGGCUUAUAGUGACCAGAUGGGUUAUGAUGGUGUACCCCUUUCAGUGUCCACCUCGAAGACCAGUGCUGUUGUCACAAUGAUCCAGUCUGGCAUGUUGCCUAUUUUUUCUGGGGAUCAGAUGUCAAAGGCCGAAACUUCCCGAUCGUAUUUCCAAUACGAACCUAUUGAUGUUUCAAAAACAAGGUCCCAAAUCUGCUCAAUAGGCAUGAAAUCAAACCAGAAUAGCUUCCCCAACCAGCUAAUAGCAUUGCACCAGAUUAAGAACUACGCUUCUAUGACUGGAAAAGAACAUUCCAUUACUCUAAAGAAGAACAGCAAAGAAUAAACAUUUUCCAUGUUUAGAGCAGCAUGGCGAAUUGGCAAACAAUAUUCUUAGAACUAACUUUUUUUAAAAUCUAAAACGUGAACUUCACUUUCUGAAAACAAAAAAAAAGAUCUGAGAAUUGGCAAAUUAUUGACUCGAUAAUGGUUCAAAAGAAUUAAAGUUUCCCUAAGUGAUUUAUAAUCCCACAUACAGUAUAUCGGUAGUUUGUAGCAUAUUAUGUCGCAAUAACACCGAUAAUGAUAAUAAUUUUUAAUAAAUCUUUCUUUACCAAACCCAUAAGGUUCUAGUAAGAAGGACACAAAAAUAUUUAGAUCUUACACUUACGAAAUUAGUAAAGAAAUGCUUAUUAAAAAAAUAUUAUCAGUAUUUCUAAUUGCUACGUAAUAUCAUACAAACUACCAAUCUAUAGACCAUUCUUCGCCAGUAUAGGCGUUAUAUAUCAUAAUAAUGAAUGUAAUAGUUAAUUUGUGUUCGAUGUUCGUUUACAAAUUAUUUGUUGUGAUGUAAGUGAAAUCAAAUGACUAGAAAAAAUAUAUCGAUAUGUAUAGAUUUUGUUUCGGGUGAUGUAAAA
Messenger RNA from Limulus polyphemus (Atlantic horseshoe crab), 1949 nucleotides. Its product is annotated as zinc finger protein rotund-like. The transcript is spliced from 3 exons. Lineage: Eukaryota; Metazoa; Arthropoda; Merostomata; Xiphosura; Limulidae. The record is from RefSeq and is a predicted model, not a curated record. Bases 44 to 1378 code for a protein of 444 amino acids.